This is a messenger RNA of Podospora pseudopauciseta, 8509 nucleotides long. RefSeq names its product laccase, multicopper oxidase, benzenediol:oxygen oxidorectuctase (gene lcc1). The transcript has 4 exons. Lineage: Eukaryota; Fungi; Ascomycota; Sordariomycetes; Sordariales; Podosporaceae. Gene Ontology annotation, molecular function: oxidoreductase activity; copper ion binding. Bases 6127 to 7992 code for a protein of 621 amino acids. The record is from RefSeq and is a predicted model, not a curated record.
GUGUGAUUGAUAGGUGAUUGGGCUUCGACGAUUCGAAUGUCAAAGUGCCGGUUGUGACGUGGUGAUGCACUGAUGCUACUGUUGCGUGGUCCCGGACUUUCUCAUAAUUGGUAAAGGAUUGUUGACCGAACCCGACCCAAGGAACGGAUGUCCGUGGAUGAGGGGGCAUAUAUGUGUUAUGCACCCCAGAACAAAAUGGUACGUCCGGGUUUGUUUCUUCGAUUGUUGGCUAUUUUCUCUGUUCAUCAGCCAACUUCUUCGCAUCGACACAAUCCAUGAAUGAACCCAUCGCGCCCAGCGUACCACAGAAACGACAUUCCAGUAUUUCAGCCCUUGUUACCUGAGCGAAAAGUGCGAUACUAUCUGCAGCAGGCAAUCACACAGUCGAGAAGAGAGCGGCAAAGUGGGGUGGCUUGUGGGAUACCUAAUGGAAGGAAGGCAGGAGGGGAGCAUUGGGAGGAAAGGGGGAAUAGAAGAGCACAACGGCAGAUCAUCUGGAUGAACAACAUCAAACAUGGCAACAGCGAGCUUGGAAUCUGAAUACCUUAUCACCCUUUUUACUUCAAGCAGCACCCUCUACGCCAUCGCUCACCGUGGCUACCGAAUUAUUGGCAGCCACAAGUCGACAAAGCGGAUAGACGGACCGUCGAGCCUCUUGACUUCCUCCAACACAACGCAACUCACCCCGGACAAUUCCUUCGAUUUUUUCAACUUUGAGAUGGCCCACUCCAUCCUCCUGGGUGCUCACCGAAACUGAGAUGGAGAUUAUUGAGGUUCACUCGGAAGAGCCGCGGUGGCCCGUCAACGUCGCAGCCAAGUGUGGCAUUGCCGGCAGACAUCGCUUCCAAACCCAAUCGCGGAUGCUCCUCAGCUGCCCCACAUCUCGAACCUCAUUCCAUGACACAUCGCCGACGCGUACCGUCCUGUUGUCGCCGGUCACGGUGGAAGCUGUAUCGGAUUUAGCUUGGAGGUCAGCGGCUGAAGUGACAACUCGCGGACGAACAUAGGCUGCCAAAUCUCGAGUACAGAUAUCAUACGAGCUACCAAGAAUACACGGCAUCAUUUGAUCAAGGACCCUCCAUCGACAGUUAUUGGUUUCAUGGCGUUGGGCUCUCACACCACCUGGCGGAUAAUAAUACAUCGGCAUUCGGCCUCGGGAGUUCCAAUUCGACUGCAACUCUAGGCGAGCCCAGGAAAAUACCCGCGGUGGAGGGGAGCUUAUCUGACGAUCAUGACCGUAUCCAGUUGAGAGCUUCAGCUCUAGCGACAGAUGCAGUACACCUGAGAAGAAGCACAACUUUGCGCCCUUCACCACACUAGUAUCAGCAUUCGACAGUAGGGCGACGGAAUCGGCGUGAGAUCUAAAUACGACAAACUAACGUUAAACCGGUUAGCCCCUGAGGAGAUCCCUACCAUGUACACUACGCCCGCUUACACAUAGAUCCUGCUCCCAGUCGAUAUCAGCGCAUGGGGGGGUACAGGUGCAAGAGGGCAAAACAGCAAGAUGGGCGUUGACAACGGGACUGAUCCGGUGUACCUCCCACUCAAUUCCGCGCAGAAUGAAAUCAAGCGAAGAAAAGAGGCCCCUUGUUACGGGAAACGCAUCUUAUUCCCCUUCUCAGGCAUCGCUGCAGCCUCACGCGCCCCCGCAGGAUCUCGGUUCCAGGCACAGGGCCCGCGGAGACGCCCGUCUGCGGCGAGGAGGAAUAUUAGGCCGAGUCGAGUCCUUGUCUGAUUGCUUUGGUAGCCAGCCAUCCUUCUGCUCAAAAGUUCGAGACACCAUCUUCAGAGCAAAGGUCGCUACCUUACGGAGUACCAGGCCAUGAGUUUCGGUUGCUUUCAUUCCAAAAGUUCACCUGCCUGGGCCUCCCUGAACACAGCUGUUGACGCCAGAUUUUGGAGACCCCAUGUCUAGCGCCGCCGAGCCUCCAGCCGCUGUUCCCGUCCCGAGCAGUGGCUGCCGAUCAUUCCCGCUCAAAGAGGGACCCCCCUAACCCAAAUGGCCCCGCAGAAUCAAUAACACGUGGGGACAGGCACACUAACAACCGAAGACAACACCGUAGCAUUGGAGUCAAAGCUACGGUACCUCUUCUUUGCCCGACUCAACCGGACGUUUCUGGAAGCAAUAUUGUCUCGGCAUUAGGGGCCAGGACUUUUGUGAUUUUUAAGCAAUCUGAGACCAUUUCACACAGAUCACAAAAGCUGUUUGUGAUGAUGGCCACGCAAAAUAGCGGGCUGGGCUCACGCAUCCCCCCCCCCGCACUACAACGGCCGCCAACACAAAUAAGCACAAGACCAUGAACGGUGGAGCGGAUCGGAAGGUGAUCGGAAUCAUCGGAAGAAGAUGGUAUUACGUACAGUGAGGGGAAGCUGGUCUUGAUGCUUGUGAUACUUAUCGGCUGGAGCUGUCAAACUGUCCAAUAUGUUAUGUCUGUACGAAGUGGACGCAUGGGCCGUGUCAUAAUCACUCAACUAUCGUGGCGCUAUCGCUGUCAACGUCCUUGGCUGCGACUGGCCCAUGUCUUGGGGGCGCGCCCUACAACGACCCCCCACUCCGCUAUCUUGGCCCCUGGCUUUGGUGUACCUACCCCACCAUUUUCAACCUACCACCACCACCCACACCUCGGUGUGUCGCGCGCAGCUUCACGCGGACUUUUCCAUAUCUUCUAAGCGGACCAAACAACGACGGCGCUGCCUACAUGUGAGCGGUACGAAGUACAUACGACAAUGAUGACGAAAGAUGAUAUCCCACGACGUCAAGGAGAGAAAGAUGCUAUUGUGCUGCUAGGUGUGGAUAGCUAGUCGAGAGCAACCCAAGAGGCAGGCAACUGCCGAAAGUCCGAGUUGGGCCAACAUGGUGACUUUUGAUGCACAGUUCCUGCCUGGCGACUCUGACACGACACCUUGUUCUCACGCCAAAGCAACCCUUCCACCUCCUGUCUUCAACCGCUCUCGUCUCGUACCCGGUCAGUUAUCACGUCCGAGGACCAUGAACUGGCCGGCAUCGGGAAAUCCAAAGUCCAAGGCUCGGUCCUGAAGGCCCUGCGUUCUCCGAGCUGCACACCGCACACUAGCGAUGCAUUUGAGGCGGUAACCAUCACGACUUCACCUUGGUCUCGAGAGUUUAUUACGCUUUCUAGUCUCCCAGGUUCCCCACCGAUCCACACAAGGAUUGUUGCGCCCAGGAAAGGAUUAUUUUGGCAUCCUUGGGCUCCGCUUUCAACGACCCUUCAUCGAAUCAUUUUUCCCAUCCACAAUCCAUCAAGAGCAUUUCGUCUGAUUCCGUACGACGAACCCAAUACUUGCCUGCCGUGCCGGGUGCGCCACACCGCGGGCAAGGAACAACUCAAAAUGCGCCUCGAUUGCGAUUGGACGAAUGUGUGGGCACAAGGGGUCAGGGUUCUAAUAGACUGGCUUUAUUUAGAAGCCAACACGGCUCGGGACCGACUUUGAUUCGAGUUUGGUUAGCUUGCCCAGAGCUUCAACAGUCCCACCUGCAGCUGCUUCCCACAUCCAAGUAGCUUGCUUUGGGUCCAUCAGCUUCCAGACGAUACGAUCUCAUACGGCGAUUUCGUUUCGUCAACCACAAGGCCAGGGCUUGUCCUCCACAUUGUGGGGUAUUGUUGAACACUGCGGCGUAAGGACGGUAAGACUGGUAAGAUUGGAGGAGCACGGCACAGCCUGUCUCUUCGUUUCUUGCCCAAGCGCAGAUAUGAUACGAGUCUUGACUACACAGAACCGCGCUGCUGGAGCAUUGCAGCGUUGCAGCGUUGCAGCCGUCGAGCCGCAGAAACAAAUCAAGUCAUCACAAGCGACGACAACAGGGGUCAGCUAAAGCUUGAGCAAACCCAGUGCUCGUCUUUCUUCUCUUGCCCUACAAGCCCCGCCCAACUGUACAGUCCGGCACACUCGACUCUCGCCUCGAAACUUAGCAUCCGCAAUUUGGUGUUCCCCUUACGCCACCUCUUCGAUGCGGCGUCUGUUCAAAAGUGCCAGGCGGACAGUUGCAUUCUCAGCUUACGAUGGAGGUUACACGACUUAUCACACUCGCAUGGCCUGGGCAUCCCAGCACCUCAUUCUUGGAGCCUCCUCGGAAACCAUAUUACACACUAGCCUGGUUACCGGCCACCAUUCACUUCCGCUCCGGGUCCGAUUCUGCCACCAAGUUAUUCCAAGUUCUUGCUGCGUUUCUUUCCCAAAGUUCAUGUCGCCAGUAGCUUCAACUUGUCGUUUCUUCUUUCCUAUUCGUAUCCUCUAGGCGCUUGGCCUGAGAACCCUUUCGGCCUGAACCAAGCUUCCAGUCGUCUCGUGCCGACUGUGAGCGUUCUGACGCAGGUGAUCCGUCGAACGAUAUUUCACUCAUACCAUCAGCCAAUAGUUCCACCCUGUACUGCAAGACACAAGUGUUCAUAACUUAUCACCGAGAAAUGCUGUUAUCCCCGCCAAGAUAAGCUGUGGCCAAUAAGCAUUGGUUCCAUCUCCAAGGAGGCGAGCGGGAUGUCAAAUUAAUCAUCAUACCGGUAGGGCAGAAGCGAGGCCUUCGUCGGGAGCUACUCGGAGAGAAUGAAACUCAGAACGUGACAUCCCUCAAAGAGACGUCGUCGUUGCCGGAUAUAGCGUUAUCCACUCAUAUUGCGACUCUGACCGGUAACCUGCCCACAUCACCCUGGCCCAAGUGAUCCUUUGGGCAUUUCCAAGGUCCUUGCGUGGGUAGCCCACUGGGUUGCAGUUCGGUGCCCCCUUUCCAACGCUAGAUGACUACGCCGCUGCUGCUCACCAUAUACUGGUUUUCAAACAGGGACCCCCAAUUACCCUGGCAGUGUCAUCUAUAUUGUUUGGUUUAUUCGAUUCCGUGUUUCCAUUCUAGAAACAUUCCGUUACUACCAAGAUCUUGGGUGCCGCGUGGAUGUUGACUUCAAUCUCUGGGGAAGCGAGAAACCGAAAUGUCAAUCUUGUGCCCUCUUGUGCUUUUGCCCACGCUAUGGUACGCAUUGCACCGUCCACCCCAUCCACAACUGGCCUCCCUUCUGCUUUUCCCCUGCCAAGAUGGUCCCUCGAUCACGCGGUUGGUGCCCGUUUGUUGUCGUACACAUGCACAGCCGCCGAAGACGCGGCUGAAGGGUCAACUGUGCAUCUCUUGGGCCUCUUCUCCAUGCCGUCCCGUUCCUUUUACACGCCUGUUCGUUCAGGGGUAUGAAUUGUGGCACAAGGCAGACAGCGAGGGUACCUUGUUCACGAUCUUUGGGAGAGUAUUCCCAGCUUGGGCCAAGCCAAUACUUUGAUGCAGGAUGGUGAUUGAAGUUUAUCACCACUCCCCUUCUUCACACCUCGAACGAUGCUCCGCAAAUAGCCAUCACGACGCAGAUCAACAGCUACGACACCUACUACUCCCCACCUCGCUGCCCUCGUUGAGUCCCAAAGAAGUGGAAGGCUUCAUGAGACUAUCGAAUCCUGUGACUUAACAUCCGCCCACGUAAAGCCGAAGCGACCCUCUUUGCAGAUGCCUCUUUUUGAACGCACACGAACUUGUGCUGCGGUUCAGCUUCAAGCUUACUCACCCUGCCCUUAACAUGGGCUUACCCGGCGUGACAGGAUGGGGUGUUCGGGUUGCCAUAGCCCGAUAACCCUGCUGUCAAGCUAUCCCCGUUCCUAAGAUCAUGUCUAUCUGUAGCGUAGCUUUCUCACACCCUCACGAUACAUCCAAUACUCUCGGCAUGCCGCCCAGACAGCUGGAUCCAGGUCAUGGGAACUUCGAUAGAUUGCAGUCUAGCAGGUAUCGACAUCCAUGUGCCGAGCCGCUCACAUCUGCCCUUCGCGCGUCCUACACACGCCUCUACCUAGCGGGUACCCGCGUCUUCCGACGAAGAAGACUAGAGACGCCGUGACUCAGACAAUAUCCAAAGGAGGAAAGGGGAGGUCAUCGAGAAUACGAGCACCGAGCACCAUCACCCUGGCUGAUCACAUCUCGAAUUAUCGACUAAGUCUUUGUACCAUCUGAUGGAUCUUCUAUAAGAAUCACCAUCUCCGUCCGUUUUGAGUCACCCUUUCUUCUCAUCCUCACCAGCUCUCCUCUCCAUCCCCCCUCACCCGGUUCUCCUCUCGGUCUAUUCUCUUCAGUUCUUGUUCAUGAUGAAGUCCUUCUUCAGCGCCGCGGCGCUCCUGCUUGGCCUCGUCGCCCCCAGCGCCGUCCUGGCCGCACCUUCUCUCCCGGGCGUGCCCCGUGAGGUCACUCGUGAUCUUCUUCGUCCCGUCGAAGAGAGGCAGUCUUCGUGCCACACUGCCGCCAACCGUGCUUGCUGGGCCCCCGGUUUUGAUAUCAACACGGACUACGAAGUCAGCACUCCCAACACCGGAGUCACACGCACAUAUACUCUGACCUUGACCGAAGUUGACAACUGGCUCGGUCCCGAUGGCGUGGUUAAGCAGAAGGUUAUGCUUGUCAAUGGUGACAUCUUUGGGCCUACCAUUACUGCUAACUGGGGUGAUUGGAUUCAAGUCAAUGUCAUCAACAAUCUCAGGACUAAUGGCACCUCUAUUCAUUGGCACGGUCUCCACCAGAAAGGAACAAACAUGCACGACGGUGCCAACGGUGUCACCGAAUGCCCUAUCCCGCCCAAGGGAGGCAGCCGCAUCUACAGGUUCCGCGCUCAGCAAUAUGGCACCAGUUGGUACCACUCGCAUUUCUCGGCCCAAUAUGGCAACGGCGUCGUUGGAACCAUCGUGGUCAAUGGUCCUGCUUCGGUUCCCUACGAUAUCGAUCUUGGUGUCUUCCCCAUCACCGACUACUACCACAAGCCGGCUGAUGUCCUGGUUGAGGAAACCAUGAACGGCGGCCCCCCUCCCAGUGACACUGUUCUCUUCAAAGGGCACGGAAAGAAUCCCCAGACCGGCGCUGGUAAAUUUGCCAAUGUCACGCUCACCCCCGGCAAGCGUCAUCGUCUCCGCAUCAUCAACACCUCGACCCACGAUCACUUCCAGCUGAAGCUCCAGAAUCACACCAUGACCAUCAUUGCCGCCGACAUGGUUCCCGUUCAGGCCCAGACUGUUGACAGUCUCUUCCUUGCCGUUGGCCAGCGCUACGAUGUCACUAUUGACGCCAACAAGAGUGUUGGGAACUACUGGUUCAACGCCACCUUUGGCGGCGGUCUUGCCUGCGGUGCUUCGCUCAAUCCUCACCCGGCUGCAGUCUUCCGCUACCAGGGAGCUCCUAACACUCUCCCGACCAACAUUGGCACUCCUGCUGCUGAUGCCAACUGCAUGGACCUCAACAACUUGACACCUGUUGUCUCCCGCAGCGUUCCUACUAGUGGUUUCACUCCCCGCCCUAACAACACUCUGCCCGUCUCCUUGACCCUCGGCGGCACACCCCUCUUUGUCUGGAAGGUCAAUGGCAGCUCCAUUAAUGUCGACUGGGACAAACCGAUUGUUGACUACGUCAUUGCCCAAAACACCAGCUAUCCUCCUCAAGCCAACGUCAUCACCGUCAACAGCGUCAACCAGUGGACUUACUGGCUCAUCGAGAACGACCCUACCGGCCCCUUCAGCAUUCCGCACCCGAUGCAUCUUCACGGUCAUGAUUUCCUUGUCGUCGGCCGCUCCCCCGACCAACCGGCCGGCGUUCCUCAGACACGCUACCGCUUCAAUCCCGCCACUGACAUGGCCCUGCUCAAGAGCUCCAACCCGGUCCGUCGCGACGUCGCCAUGCUUCCCGCCAACGGAUGGCUGCUCAUCGCCUUCAAGUCUGACAAUCCCGGUGCUUGGCUUUUCCACUGCCACAUUGCCUGGCACGUGUCUGGCGGUUUGUCGGUGCAGUAUCUCGAGCGCCCCAAUGACUUGCGCAACGGUUUCAGCCAGGCGGACAAGAACCAGCACAACAACAACUGCAAUGCCUGGAGGGCAUACUGGCCUACUAACCCCUUCCCCAAGAUCGAUUCGGGGUUGAAGGUCAAGAAGUGGGUUGGUGAGCAUCCUGAUUGGUAUAUCAAGAACUAAGAGGGGCGGCAUGCAGAGUGAAAGGUUGGGACAUCUAUAUGCAUACAUGGGGGAAUGGGGAGCAUAUCACGGAACUGGGGACCGGGUGACGGCGGGGGUUUCUUGCUCUAUUAUCUUUGCUGUUGUCGAGGUCAAUUCUGGAGGGCCUGUACAACACAAGUCUCACUCGAACAAUGAGUGUGUUUUCUAUUUUCUGUUUUCUUAUACCUCUUUCCUUUUUCUCUUCUCUACUCUGGCCAGGGUACAUUUUUCAAGACAGGGAUCAGUCAGCACUGGGAAUUGGACAUGUCAGUCUCUGAACUGACGCCACGGAUGGAAGGGAAAGAUGAGCUUUGUUAUUGGGUAGAUACCUAGCAUAGCUUUCGACGUGGUGGUUCACGGGAUUCAUCCCUUCCACCGUUGACAAUAAAACCAUGGUGCUGUUUGGUUCUUGCUACUUGUCACGUUUCACGGUUGCAUUUCUGGGACUUGUGUGUGUUGUGGUAAAAGAAUAAAUUAGGUAGUAAGCAUUUCUGGG